Messenger RNA from Electrophorus electricus (electric eel), 3836 nucleotides. It is a transcript of the gene zbtb10, whose product is annotated as zinc finger and BTB domain containing 10. Lineage: Eukaryota; Metazoa; Chordata; Actinopteri; Gymnotiformes; Gymnotidae. Gene Ontology annotation, molecular function: protein binding; DNA-binding transcription factor activity, RNA polymerase II-specific; RNA polymerase II cis-regulatory region sequence-specific DNA binding. Gene Ontology annotation, biological process: regulation of transcription by RNA polymerase II. The record is from RefSeq and is a predicted model, not a curated record.
UCGACCUCUGCGCGGACGCAGACCGAACCCUGAAAUUCAUUAUGCCUUUAAAAUCCUUAUUUAUUUCCGCAUAACCUACAUAGUCUCACCAGGAGGCCAGAGCGAAAAAAACAAUAUAUUGAUGCGGGAUAUUUAAUUUUUAAAUCGUGGAAGACUUUUUGGAAGCGUGAUUAGCCGGUUAAAAAAUCGUUUAGAAAAGUAGAUUGUAAUUUAUGAAGAAAAUGUCCGGAGAGCGAAACCGCAGGUCGCUGGCUUUUCGAGGAGGUGGAUUAGCCGUAACCGGUUCCAGUGCUGUCCGAAGCAGUAAUGGUAACAGCCGGGAGGCCCAGGUUUGGCAAGAUCGACACUUAAAUGGGAACAGGCCAGAUCAAGAGGAGGAUAGGGAUCUGGGGGCAAAAGGACCAUCGUUGGGCAAAGUGGAGGGCGGAGGGUCCGUCAGCGACAGCACAGAACCAGAGGCAGAGGAGGAAGAGGACCCGGAAGGGGGUAAAUGGACAUCCGAGAAAGAUGUUGACAGUACCCGUUGGCCGAUUUCGAAUGAUGGGGGAGAGGGCGAUAGUUGGACAACCGGCAACGGUAUGAACAGCGAAGACGGCGCAGGCAGCGGUGCCACGGGAUCCGAAGACGAUAGAGUCGAAGCGGGGAGUGGGGGAGACAAGGAGGAGUCGGGUGCCAGAAAAGCUUGGGUAGAAAUGAGACCCCAGACGCUGCUUCUAAAACACUCGUUUUUCCAAGCCUCUUGGUUGCAGGAGUUUCCGUGGUUGAAAUUUUGUGAAGAGACAGGACUUAUGUCUUGCUCUUGGUGUCACAAUAUUGCCACUAACAGCGACGAUUUGGUCAAAGGCAGCCGAAAUUAUAAACGGGCCUUGCUGCAAAGACAUCACCUGUCCUCGGAGCACGGCAGGAAUGACCCGACCAAACAGGAGGUUGAGAGGUCAGAGGACACGGAGAGCACCGAGGUCGAGGACUACAAAAGUAAGCCCAGCGAGAACUCGUACUGCUACCAGCUGCUCCAGGAGCUGAACAAGCAGCGAAAGAGUGGCAUCUUGUGUGACGUCAACAUUGUGGUGAGUGGCCAGGUGUUCCGGGCGCACAAGAACAUCCUGGUCGCCGGCAGCCGCUACUUCAAAACCCUUUACUGCCUUACCAAAAACGAGGGCAACGAACAGACCACCAUCACUCACCUGGACGUGGCUGCUGUGCAGGGCUUCUCAGUCAUCCUGGACUUCCUGUACUCUGGCAACCUGCUGCUCACCAGCCAGAAUGCCAUCGAGGUGAUGUCCGUGGCCAGCUACCUGCAGAUGACAGAGGUGGUGCAGUCAUGUCGCGCCUUCAUCAAAGACGUGCUUAACAUCAGCAUCAAGCAGGAGGCACCACACUCAGUCGUUGUGGACUACAACAAACGCUGUACUGUGCCCAGUGAUGGCCAGGGCAUGGAUAAGAAGCCCAGCAACUUCUGGGCCACCAGCAUCCUGUCAAAGCUGUCAAUCAAGGCCAGUGGGCAGGUGAAGGAGGAGCCUGGAGAUGCUGACGGUUCAGCAGGGGAGGGUUGUGCACUGGGCAGCUCAGGCUGGGGUGGGGACAACUCUUCAGAGUCCACGGAGGCAGAGCCACCAGGCCCGGGACCAGUCUUUGUCUGGAACGAACCCACAGCAGGCACCAGGGCCGCCGCUAAGAGGGAGGUGCGGCACGAGCCUGGCAGUGGCAGGCGAAAAAAGCAGAUCGCGAGACGCUUCGUCUACAACAUCCCUCCUGAGCCAGAGGAGGGCUUUGACGAGGGCAUGUUCAUCCAGCCUUCCGCUUCCUACUCCAGAGAGGACUUCUCUUAUCUCUCUGAGAAUGCAGGAGAAACGUCUGACACCGCCCUGAAUAAGCUCAAGUGUCCCCACUGUAACUACAUUGCCAAGCACCGACGAACACUAAAGAGGCAUCUGAUCAUCCACUCAGGCGUACGCUCCUUCAGCUGUGACAUCUGUGGCAAGCUCUUCACCCGCCGAGAGCACGUCAAGAGACAUUCCCUGGUGCACAAGAAGGAUAAGAAGUACAAGUGCAUGGUGUGCAAGAAGAUCUUCAUGCUGGCAGCGAGCGUGGGCAUCCGGCACGGCUCUCGGCGCUACGGCGUGUGCGUGGACUGUGCUGAUUCGCACCAGGCCACGCAGGAGGGACUGGAGGGCAUGCAGGAGCUGGAGUUCCCCCGUGAUGAUGACUUUGAGGAGCCCGCUGACGGAGACGAGGACAUGGUGGAGGAUGGCGAGGGGGAGGAGCCUAAUGAGAAUGACCAAUCCAACUGCGAGGGUGACGCAGGUGCCACCCCUGAGGAGGACUAAGUUUAAUGCAACUUUAAAAUAACAAGAAAAAUAACAAAGAAUAAAAAAAUAGCUGGGAAACAAUCAACUCCAAAGUGCUAUCAAACCUUGUGGUUGCACGGUAACGUGUAUGUCAAAGAAAACAAAGCUUUGGUAGAUAGGGACUCCAAGAUGUAAAGAUUAUUGUGUGUGUGUGUGUAUGUGUGUGUGUGUGUGUGUGUGUGUGUGUGUGUGUGCAUGUGUGUGCGCGUGUGAGAGAGAGAGAGAGUGUCUAGGCCUACUGCCUGUUCGAGAAAGAGAUGAAAUGAUUCAUGAAAAUCAGGUUUAUCAGUGAUGUAUUUUUUUUUUCUUUUUGGGUAUGAUGGUGUACAGUGUUUUAAGUUACGAUAAGCCAAUCAUCUUAAAAUAUUAAUUAUUUAAUUUAUGAAGAAAGUUAAUAUGGUCUUAUUAAAAUGAUCUAAUUUGCUUUUGUUCCAUGUGUGAUGAGAAAAGUUCCGUUUUAGGCUGUGCCUCCUGGCAAGGUGGAACGUCUAUGGCUUAGACUGCUAUCCUGACUUCAUAGACAAAGCAUUGUUGCCUACAGGAAGAUUUUAUUCCCUUUCAUGUUGUGUAGAUAUGUUUAGUUGUAAUGAAAAUUAAUGAGCUAUAUUUCCUUUCCUUUUUCCCUGCACAAAUCUUGGAAUGAAAAAAAAAAAAAUCUGUUUUGUGACUCUAAUUGACCACAGCCAUAUUUAUGAUUAAAUUAUACUGGGGCUGUGCCAUUGUGCCAAGCAGAAUGCACACCAAGAUUUGUCAGGACACAAACUACUGAAAAUGCAGUGAGAAAAAAUCUGGAAAAAAAAUUAAGUAUAAGGGGAAUAUAUUAUUGCUAGCUUUAUAUGAAUCACAGCAUCACAGUAACACUUUAUAGAGCAUUUUGACAUUCACUUAAAGCUUGAAUUUUGCCAAAUGAAAACGUUUGGUGCUGUAAUGCUUGUUUUUGAAAUACUGGACCUAGAAGCUGUAUAUGAUGUUAAUAAUCGUAAAGCCUACUCAGAUAUACUAAUCAGCUCUGUAUGUAACACUUGUGCUAAAGAGCCUAUCAGGUAUGCUUUGCCAUUGUUUUCUUUAUUUAAUGCACAUACAUACACACACACACAUAUAUAUAAAUCUCACACACCCUGGCAGUAUGUGUAAAGAUGACCCAAAGUUUAGUUUCGGACCUUCUUGAGUUGGUGUGAUGAGGUACUGAGCAUACUGAUAAUCACUUGAAUGGUGUGUGUCAGGUAAUUCUGAAGAAUGCUGAUUGGUUGGCAUGUAUGAAGUUUGUAAAAUACUCCCAUUUUUGGUGCAAAAAAAAUCCUCAUACCAUUUGCGGUCAUUUUAUUUUGAUUCUGUUUUGUAUUUACCAACUUAAAAACACUUUGGUCAUAGUAAUGUAAAGUGGAGCUCUAUGAACAUAGUCAUAGACACGCACUUACUACUUUGCAUUCUUUACUUUAUUUCCCCAAAGCCGGUCUGGAUGGAAAUAAAAGAGAACUGAUAAGUUUA